GACAUGGUGGUGGAUCAGAAGCCAGUCGGGACAUCAAGAUAACAACACAGCAGGCACCAUUACUUCUCGGAACUGUGGCCGCAAAGGGAAAUAAAUAUAACAGCAGGGAUUGCGGAUAAACGUGGAUUCUUCUGGAAGGCCUCAGGAGACACACGGGUCCCGCUGUAACUGUGUUCAUUUUUUGGGGGUAAAGAAGACCAAAGGUGGCACCGUAUUGCCUUCUGGCUAAGUCGCUAACCAUGCAACUUUGUGUCUGAAUCUGCACGCUAAAAGCCUCCGCCGGGAUUUGCAUGGACCCGGAGUCCCCAUGACCGGCUUUUCGCCUUGAGGACACAGCCGGCUGGCCAGCUCGGCGCGGCGGGGCUGACUCGCGUCUCGCAGCCGUGCACUGAGUGCUUCGGUUCGGCGUGAGCUGGAACGCCAUGCCGCUGGUUGGAGGUGGCCCGUUCGCGGAGCUAACUUCCACAAGCUAACGCUAGCUGGACAUCAGAGGCCGCUUCAGGUUGUCGACAGGAUCUCCCGGGUUGGCUAAUUAGAUAACCCCAGACGCACCUUUCUCUGGCCUUUUCCUCCUCACUGUGCUCGCUCUGCGUUGCGGAGGGACUCGUUAAUGUUAGCAUACUUGCUAAUUAGCUCGUUUGUUAGCGAAACCAGUCGUAGCCUCUUGGUUUCGUCCUGAUUGUUUACACUGUGCUAACAUUCAUUUCUAGACACUUACAGUCAGCCUGGAAAGUGGUUUGGAGAUGCACUGUUUACUCGUUAAGCCUGGGUACGUCGUGUCGUAUGUGGAGUAAUUUGCACUAACCUACCAGUACAGGUCAUAUGACGUUUUAAAUCACUUUCAGUUUAGCCACCUUAGUUUGUUUGUGUGGGAUUAUCUUGCUCGGCACACAGGCUUUUGUGUCUGCUGUGAAGGAAAAGGUCACUAAACAUCUAAGUUAAUCCAGUGCUGAUAGCUCUAUUUUGAGUGAAAUAAGUGAAUUCUGUGUGGUAAACUGAACAUUAGCUCCAGGCAGGCUCUGAAAGGCAGGGCUGUUGUUGACCUGGAGAAUAACAAGACAUAUCAGCCACUCAUUCAUGAUUCAUGACCUCUGAGGAAGCAGACUGCUCUUUAUCUGCUGCACCAAGCCACUAACAGUCUUUGUUUCUUGUAUUUAUUCUAACUAGAGACGUACACUAGUGAGUGCAUGAGCAAUAGCCACGUUUAAGGGUUGGAUUUAGCAGCACUUUCAUUUAAACCCCUAUAAGUAGGACUCCUGCUGUGGAUGGGAACAUGAAGACCCCUCUGUCUGAUCUGAACCUGCUUCUGAGUAGCUCCAGGAUCUGAUAAAGGAAAGGAAGAAAAAAAAAGCCCAACAGAGGGGGCCUUAUUGUGUGGACUGUGAAGUGAAGAGGAAAGAGAUGAAGACGCAGAUAAUGAAAGAGGCCCAGGUACAGUGUUGAUCCCACACCAGGAAGGAGACAGGAGUGUCACCGGGCUGCAGACAUGAGCCUCCGCCAGCCCACCUCCACCCUGGACAGGCUCACCAGUCUGACAAUCGGGGACUCGGAGCGCAAAUCCUCCUCCACACAGCAGAAAGAGCAAACGGCGGACGUCUUCACGGAGGCUACAGGUCCUGGGCUCGUCCAGAGAUGUGUGGUGGUGCAGAAGGACCAGCUGGGAUUCGGCUUCACCGUGUGCGGAGAAAGAGUCAAGCUGGUGCAGAACGUGCGGCCAGGUGGUGCAGCGGUCAAGGCCGGGGUCCAUGAAGGAGACCGGAUCAUAAAGGUGAACGGCUCCUUGGUGUCUUCCAUGUCGCAUCACGAGGUGGUCAAGCUCAUAAAAUCUGGAACCUACGUCGCUCUGACGCUACAAGGGCCUCCGCCGUCAGCCGCCUCCCUGCCUUUAGAGCCCCUCCCCACUGACCUUCCCCCCAAUCAAAGAACGUCUCUGGGAGGAGAGGCCCCGCCCCCUCCGCCCCCACCCCUGCCCUCUGGGCUGGGCAUCUCCCCUUCCCAAAGAAUCACGGGGCCCAGGCCACUGCAAGACCCAGAAGUGCAAAAACAUGCCAGUCAGAUACUCAGGAAAAUGCUGGAGCAGGAAGAAGCUGAACUGCAGGGUCUGAUGGACGAGCAGCUGAAGAACCCGUCGCCGUCACUGGAGGAGCGGAUCGAAAGUGCCAAGAGGAGAGCUCACCAAGUCCGAGUCAAGAUUCAGCAAGAUCUGGAGGGAACAAAGUUAGAAUCUAUUUCAAGCUACGUCAUUGCUGGGGAAGGACGAGUGUCAAUGGACUCCAGUGAAGGAGACAUGGAGGUGAGGCCAGUCUCCACCUCUAUAAGCGCAUUUGAGAGCCCCCACUCCUCCCCCUCAUUUUCCUUCAGGACCUCCCUACACCGACGGCAGAACUCCGACACACACACCCUGUCUGACUUGCCUGGAAAACCUCAGAUCAUCGGACCCGAGGAGGAAGAUGAAGAUGGUUAUGCCUUUAAUGAGAUGGACGGCCCGUUCCAGGACAUCGAGUUGUUAAAGUCCCGCCCGGCGCACAUGACGGUGUUCAUGAGAUACGUCUUCACUCAGCUUCUGGACCCCAACCCGCUGCUGUUUUACUUGUCGGUGGAGGCCUACCUGGGCUCCAGCACGAAAGACGCCCGUGCACUCGCCCCUCAGAUCUGCUCCCACUUCCUGGAUCCAGACGCCCCUCUGAAAAUCAAAGUACGAGACGAGUACCUGUCAGAUAUCGAAAGUCGGCUCCAAGCUCAGGAGGACAUCCGGGGGCCUCUCUCAGAGCUGCAGCAGCAGGUGCUGCCCGACAUCCAGGACCAGAUUCAGGACUACAGGAACAAGCAGAUGAUGGGUCUGGGCUCCCUGUUCGGAGAGGGAGACCUGCAGCACCUGGACGGAGACCCCAGCAAAGAGAAGCAGGUGGUGGACCGACAGGUCACGGCCCUCUGGGAGAUCCUAUCCAAGCAUGAAGAAGACAGAAGUUCCCCUCUGGCGUCGGCCGUGCUGCUCUACCUGCGACACUCUGGGAUCAAGCUCCGGGACUCCAAGGUCUUCCCCGGCCUGAGCACGGAGAAGGAGAAGUGGCUCGCGUUCCUCAAGACCAAGAAGCUGCCUGGUGCCAAGAAAGAGAAAGAUGGAGAGGACAAGAAGAGAAAUCCCAUCCUGAAGUACAUCGGCAAACCCCGGACCACAGCACAAUCCACAUUCCAUGUCCCGUUGUCUCCCACUGAAGUCCGUCCCGGCAACGUGAGGAACAUCAUCCAGCAGUUUGAGAAUCACUCGGACACGACGGGCGAGGAGGGCGGCGAGGCCGCCGAGCAUCAGAGGCUCUCCUCCAGCAGCCUGGGCGACGACGCCAUGGACAGCCCAACGGUGUCGGUGCGUCUGGCCCGCAGCGAGUCGCUGAAGGCGCAGGGCGAGGGCCGCCGGCGGGGCGGCGCCGCCGCGGGGAGCGAGUCCGUCCCUCGCUCUCGCAGCGACGUGGACAUGGAGGACUGCGGCGAGGAGGGCGAGGCGGCCGGCCUCAGACCCCUGCAGCACAGCGCCUCGUCCUCUGCGUCCAGCAGCUCGGCACGGUCUCUAGAGAACCCUACACCCCCAUACACCCCUCGGUCCAGGCGCAGGAGUGUGGACUCGCCGCUGGCUCUGCUGCCUGACGCCGCGGCGCCGGACGACGAGGCCUCGGAGCGCCAGAACUGGCAGGACACGGUUCCCCCUCAGCUCCUCGCCACGCUGAGCCCGCGGGAGGUGGAGCGGCAGGCCGUCAUCUACGAGCUCUUCACCACAGAGGUGUCCCACGUGCGCACCUUGAAAGUCCUGGAUCAGGUCUUCUUCCAGAAAAUGCAGUCUGUCCUCAACUCCGAAGAGCUGGCCUGCAUCUUCCCGAACCUGCACCAGGUCUACGAACUGCACGCAAGUCUUUGUGAGGCGAUGAAGAAGCGACGGGAGGCGUCCAUCGUUCAGGAGAUUGGGGACGUAAUGCUGGCCAGGUUUGAAGGUGCGGCCGGAGACGAGUUUCAGGAGCAGGCGUCGCUGCUGUGCGGCCAGCAGUCUCAGGCUCGAGAGCUCAUCAAGAACAAACGGCGGAAAGACCCCCGCUUUGCUCACAUAAUCCAGGAGUGUGAAGCGAGCCCUCUCUGUCGGAGGCAGCAGCUCAAAGACCUGCUGGUGGCCGAGAUGCAGAGACUCACCAAGUACCCGCUGCUGCUGGACAACAUCCUCAAACACACAGAGGCCGCUUCGCCGGACCUCCCCUCGCUCCAGCGUGCGCAGGCGUGCUGCAGAGCGAUCCUGCAGGCCGUCAACGAGGACGUCCGGGAAACGGAGCACCGGCAGCGGCUCAGCCAGUACCAGCGCAGACUGGACGCUGCGCCGCAGUUCAAGAGUCUGGACCUCACCACAAAGAGGAUGAUCCAUGAAGGGCCUCUCACCUGGAAAGUUAGCAAAGACAAGCGGAUCGAGAUCCAGGCGCUGCUGCUGUCGGACUGCCUGGUCCUCCUCCAGAGGGGUCCGGACGACCGGCUGCAGCUGCGCUAUCCGUCCCGCUGGCUGGGUGGCGGCGGAGGCGGCGGCGGAGACAGCAAGACGUCCUUCAGCCCCGUGGUGAAGCUGGACUCGCUGCUGGUCCGCUCCGUCGCGACAAAUAACAGAGCCUUGUAUGUGAUCAGCGCCACGGAGCGGCAGAUCUACGAGCUGGUGGCCGGAACGCCGUCGGAGAAAAACAUCUGGAAAGAGUUGCUUGAAAAGACCAUCUCUACGGCCGUCGGUUCCUCUCCGCUCAUCAAUCACGGAUCAAUAGCGACAUUCUCCCCCAGUCCUCGCAGCUCUUCCCCAGUCUCCGCCGACAGCAUCGCCUACAGAGACAACUCCAUGUCGGAGCUGUCGGAUCCCACGAAGCCCCUUUCCUCCAACGACGACGCGGCGCUCUCCGACGACACGCCCACGGACCGAUCGGAACCCUUCCCGAGCGCAGAGGGAGGGGCCGUCGGCGUGGCCGAGGCCGCUCUGCAGGACGUGGAGACGCUCCGGCAGCUCAUCCUGCGAGACCUGGAGGAGGACGGGUGGAGCCACGACUCGGACGACACGCCCACCAACGAGACGGCCACCGAGCGGAGCGCGCUCGCCGAGCCAACGCCGCCGCCGCCGGAGCCCCUCGAGGCCAUCCUCGCCUCGAGCGCCGGCGAGUGGGAGGAGCCCGAACAGGCUCCGCCCGAACAGGUUCCGCCCGAAGAGGCUCCGCCCGAAGAGGCUCCGCCCGAAGAGGCUCCGCCCUCGGACGCAGAGCUGCAGAGCUUUCAGGUCAUGAGGAAAGCCGUGGUUGCGGGUCCUCCUCCUUCUUCUUCUUCUGUCCCUGACGGCACCUCUGAUCAUGUCUCCCAUCAAUCAGCCGGGUCAAGAGGCGGGGCCAAAGCCGAGGGAAACACUUUCUACCUGGUGCUGCCGUCGGAGCAGGGAGAGAGCGUCACCGACGACCUCGUGACCCCCACGGCCGACGGCCUCCCCUCGGACGGCCCGGUGGCGUCGCUAACGCAGCCCGAGGACCAAACGGCAGGCGGCGGCGCCUACCAGGAGGAGGAGGAGGAGGCGGGCCAGGAGAGGGCCGUGCCGCGGAGACACAUGAUCAGAAAUGUAGACGAGAUUUUUCACACAAUCGAGAGCUUGAUGACCAAGUUGAGACAGCUGAAGGAGAUCGAGGCGGCCCACCACAAGCUGCUGGAGACCCUCAGAGAGCCGCCUGACGAUCAGCACUGCCGCUCAGCCACCGUCUCCCGGACGCCGUCUCUGGAUCGCAGCUCGGGAGACGGUAAAGAGGGCAGCCCAGCGGGGCCCAAGAUCCUGUCCACCGGAUUCUGACGGCGCCGCCGCGUCGCCGGACCCGCUACGCACUUCGUCUUGCAUCCAGACGCACCUGUUGUCCCCACACCUCCCCCCCCCCCCCGCACCGCCAGCCGUGCAGAACAUCACAGGGACCUCAUUUCUUUUGUUUUUUAUUUUUAGUUCUGUGGUUUGGACUCGCCAGGUUUCCAAGGAGCAUCAGAAAAAAAAAACUGGAACAUGAAGGGACGAAGCGACAAGUUGAAGAUGAACGGAAAAGAAAACAAAAAGUCUGAAGGAUGGAAAGAAACGCGAAAGUGAACGAAGGAAUGGAGCAGAAAACCGUUUUUUUUUUUUUUUUUUUUUUUUUUUUUUUUUCUAAGUUUGAGGGAAAAACCAGAGGGACCCAACUCCCCCCCACACACCCCCACCCCCCAGCACUUUACCCACAAUGCAUCUCUUCUGCUGCCUCGACAGCGGACAGAUCAGGGAGCGGAGGAUUCAGGACUGUGUCUUUAUAAUUCAGGUUAUUUGCACUGGGUAAGGAAACCGACGUCUCACACGCGCACACACACACACACACACACACACAGCAUUCAGCCGUCUCGCUCACUGUGGAAGAAACACUCGGCUCCUCCAGCCUCUAUUUGACUACUGACAUGCUGGCAGGCCUCAUUUUCAGCGCCGGGCGACGACAAGCAGGAGGAAAACGCAACAAAAAAAAAAACAAGCGGAUUCGAAGAUUUAAAAACUUGAAUUUCCUCCGGAAAGCCGCCACUUUUCAAGGUCCGACUGUGAAUAACUCUCCAGCACGCCAUAAUCAGCGGUAAAUACUGUGAACCAGCAAACUCACCCGCAUCGCGUUCGGGUCGCAGAGCCUCAUGUGAAGUCCGUUUCCACCUGAAACAAGCGUUUAGUGCAAGGCCACUGAUUUAUUUAGUUUUUUCGUUUUGUUUUUGGGGUGAAAAAACUCACAAAGCCAACCGAUAAACAUAUCUGAGUUGUUUCUGAGGACAUUAACUCCCAAGUAUUUAUUGCAGGAAGGGCUGAGAGUCGGUUCGGUAUGUAGCACUGUGGAAAAACCAGAUUUCUGUUUUCAUGAAGCCUUAUUUUUUUUAAAACAAAUCAAACGUGACGAUGAUUCGCCGCUGUUUAAGUAGGUAAAUCUGUUUGUUUCCACCAAAUGGAUGAAAACUGAGCUGUGGCUGUUUUAUUUGUCAUUUUUAAAAUCCCUAAAUUAAGCUAAUCCAGCCAGUUAAUCUCUAAAUCUCUGUAUUUCAGGGAGCGGUGUUGGUGUUCAUAUCAGAUUAUGUGUAUUUCACAGAAAUCAAACCACUACUUGCAAAGUUACUUUAUCUUUUUUUUUUUAAUGAUGGUGAAUUAAAGCCACAGUAAGGGGGAAAAAAUAGAGGAUUAUUUUUAUUUAGUGUUUUAAAAGUGAAGAAAAAGUCUGAAAUGAAGCUAAUUUGAGGGAAAAUGAUGAGUUGUGCUCAAAGACGUGAAGAAAAGUCCAUUAAAAUGAAGUCAAAACGGCGCAAAGUCGACUAUUUUAACAGUUUUGACUUUAUCUCGCAAAGUUCUUUUCAUUUCAAGCUCUUUUCUUCACACUUUGAACAAUUAAUCCAUGAAACUUAGUAUUAAACUCGGGGUUUCGUGUAAAUUAAUGCUAAAACAAAGUUUCCCUAAUGUGGCUGUAACUCAGUCGUUUGUUCCUCAAACCACACCUGUGUGGGUUUGAUUCUAAUCCAUAAAGAGAAAUGGGAAUUUACGCUGCGAAUUAAUUUCUUUUGACAUUCCCAUCUGAGAGGACGGAGUUUCAGUUUCACUCACCAGCGGUUCACCAGCUGCAGAACUGACUGCACUACAGUAAAAAAAAACAAAACCCUAAACAAGCCACUUUCUACACUUGAUCUCUCCGUUUCACUAAGAAGAGAAGAGAAACAGCAGCUGACCUCGAAGGAACUCGCAAAGGAAAAAAAAACACAAAGUUCCACCAAAGUGAGAUGUUUCAAAGGGAUUUUUCGUGAUGUUUUCAAACCAGAUUUCAGUUCUGUUCACUUUCAGUACUAUUUUCACGUCUCGUCACUCAGCUAUACUUCACAGAGAUAACAAAGCUUCUCUCUCUCUCUCUCUCUCUCUCUCUCUCUCUCUCUCCUCUCUCUCUCUCUCUCUCUCUCUCUCUCUCUCUCUCUCUCUCUCUCUCUCUCUCUCCUCUCUCCUCCUCUCUCCUCUCUCUCUCUCUCUCUCUCUCUCUCUCUCAUAUCUCCAGUUUCUACCUCUGCACCUCCUCCUAUCUUCAAUAAUUCCCUUUUCAUUCAUCUUGUACAUUGACAUCAGCGUUGCGGCCGCGAGCGGCUUCAAACUAAAACUGAUUUUCCUUUUUUUUUUAAAAAAAAAAAGAAAAGAAAAAAAAAAGUUGUUGCACAAAAUCUUCCCUGCACAGUGCGAACUACUGUAUGCAUAAACACGUCUUUAACUAUCAUCUCAUUGUCUUUUUUUUUAAUUAUAAAAAAAAAACCACACAUGUAAUAUAGAGAUCAGACCCACUUGUUUUAUAUGUUAAUUUCUUUCUGUAAAGACUUAGUCCUCGUAUUUUGAUUUUAUUUUUGUAGAUAUGAUUUU
Salarias fasciatus (jewelled blenny) is the source of this 8422-nucleotide messenger RNA. RefSeq names its product Rho guanine nucleotide exchange factor (GEF) 11 (gene arhgef11). The transcript has 41 exons. Lineage: Eukaryota; Metazoa; Chordata; Actinopteri; Blenniiformes; Blenniidae. The record is from RefSeq and is a predicted model, not a curated record. Gene Ontology annotation, cellular component: cytoplasm. Gene Ontology annotation, biological process: G protein-coupled receptor signaling pathway; intracellular signal transduction. Gene Ontology annotation, molecular function: guanyl-nucleotide exchange factor activity; G protein-coupled receptor binding. The coding region runs from base 1487 to 5839 and encodes 1450 amino acids.